GGCCCGCACCCAAGGCCCGCCCGCCGCCAGCUGUCCCGACAUGGACGCCGUGGCCAGCAACAUCCAGGUCCUGUUGCAGGCGGCCGAGUUCCUAGAGCGCCGCGAGAGAGAGGCGGAGCAUGGCUACGCAUCCCUGUGUCCGCACCGCAGUCCGGGGCCAGCCCACAGGAGGAGGAAGCGAUCACCUCAAGCUCCUGGCGCGCUGGACGGUGGGCGGUCUGUACACAAUGAACUGGAGAAGCGUAGGAGAGCCCAACUGAAGCGAUGCUUGGAGCAGUUGAAGCAGCAGAUGCCCCUGGGAGCGGACUGUGCCAGAUACACCACACUGACCCUUCUGCGCAGGGCCAGGAUGCACAUCCAGAAGCUGGAGGAGCAGGAACAGCGGGCCAGAAGGCUCAAAGAAAAGCUGCGAAGUAGGCAGCAGAGCCUGCAGCAGCAGCUCAAACAACUCCAAGGGCUGACGGGCGCUGGUGAGUGGGAGCGGCUACGUGCAGACAGCCUGGACUCUUCAGGUCUCUCCUCUGAGCGCUGGGACUCAGACCAAGAGGAGCUGGAAGUGGACGUGGAGAGCCUGGUUUUCGGAAGCGAGGCCGAGCUGCUGCGGGGCUUCAGUGCAGGCCAGGAACACAGUUACUCACACAGCGGCACCACCUGGCUAUGACCCUUGACCUGCCUGGGCUCUGCCAGGCAGAAGCCCUCCCCAAGCUCCCAGCGCUGAUAGAAGUCACCUCUCGUUGGGAAUGGACUAAAAGGACCCUGGCAUGGGACUAAAAGGACC
Molecule: messenger RNA, 778 nt
Organism: Condylura cristata (star-nosed mole)
Lineage: Eukaryota; Metazoa; Chordata; Mammalia; Eulipotyphla; Talpidae
Gene: MXD3
Product: MAX dimerization protein 3
Exons: 6
Coding region: 41-661 (206 amino acids)
Biological process (GO): regulation of transcription by RNA polymerase II
Molecular function (GO): RNA polymerase II cis-regulatory region sequence-specific DNA binding; protein dimerization activity; DNA-binding transcription factor activity, RNA polymerase II-specific
Source: RefSeq, a predicted model, not a curated record